GACGGUCCAGGCACGCUCGGUACGGUGGGCCAUUGCUCAGGGAGGAAACGGUGCCUGGGAAAUCCCUCGCCGGGGCCCUGGCCGCCCAAACGGCGGGAUUCCCACUCGGGGAGAUAGAAAGAUCGAGGAUUUUACAUUUCUGAAUUGCUGGACUGCCACACAACCUGCAAACAUGUCAUUGGCAGAUAUACAGAUGAAUUCUGCAGACCUUCUGGAAAAAGAACAACUGGACGCCGGUGGAUUUGGAAUGGUUUCCUUAUGCUACCACAAGAGAUAUGGGCUCGUGGUGUUAAAAACAGUGUACACGGGGCCUAAGCGCACAGAAUGUAACACUUCCCUUCUCGAAGAAGGCAAAAUUAUGCAAAAACUAAAUCAUAACCGUGUGGUGAAACUACUGGGUGUUAUUUUGGAAGAUGGUAACUACUCCCUCGUCAUGGAAUAUGUGCACAAAGGGCACCUGAUGAGAGUCCUAAAGGCAACCGAAAUUCCCUUGAAUGUGAAAGGGCAGUUCAUCUUGGAGAUCAUUGAAGGAAUGCUUUACUUAAGUGAGCAAGGCUUAGUGCACAAAGACCUAAAACCAGAAAAUAUCCUUGUAGACGAGGACUUUCACAUCAAGAUAGCAGACCUUGGUGUGGCCUGUUUCAAAAGCUGGAGCCGGCUGACUAAAGAAGAGACCAGCCGACAGAGGAAACUCAAGUGCAACACCAAAAGCAAUGCAGGCACACUUUUCUACAUGGCUCCUGAGCACUUGGAAUGCAUUAAUAUCCCACCUGUGGAAAAAUCAGACGUUUACAGCUUUGGCAUAGUAUUAUGGGCUAUUUUUGCUAACAAAGAACCAUAUGAAAAUGCCACAAAUGACCAGCACGUAUACUUCUGUGUCAUGAAAGGGAACAGGCCACUGAUAGCUGAAAUUGAGGAAAGUUGUCCAGAGGAGAUAAUUUCUUUAAUGGAACGUUGCUGGAGUCAAAAGCCAGAGGAUCGGCCAACCUUUGCAGAAAUCAAUAUGACAUACAAGCCAUUUUACCAGGAGCACUAUCAGAAAUACGUAGAGGAUGAUGUGCAGAAGAUAAAAAAAGUGUACCCUGAACCAACUGAACUUGUCAAAAGGAUGCAGUCCCUCCAAGUAGAUGCUGUGGCAGAACCACCAAGUAGCACCCGAAUAGAUUUGCCCAGGUCUCUACACAGUUCUCAGGAUCUUGCAGCCAACACCGUGGAUGAAGCCUUGUUUGCGGCUUGUCAGGAAAACGAGCCCGUGGAGAGUGGCGAAACCUCCUUUGAGCCCCAUUCUGUGAACCUGGGCAGAAAACUGCAGGAGGAACUGAACUACCACGUGUAUGGCAGCAGGAUGGACAAAGCAGAAAGCCCCUCUGUGGCGUACAGUGCAGAAAUGCAAGAGGAAGAGAGGAAAAGGAGGGUUUCUCAUGACCCGUUUGUAAAGGCACCUGCUACCCCACGGGCACGAGAGACACACUCAAGAGCUGAAAACCCCAUCAGUCGUAAUUUGAUUAACAACACUCCGGCCCAUUACAAUCACCUAAGGCUACAGUCACCAGGUGGAGCACUAUCAGAAAGGCAGAACAUACCAUACAGUCCAAAUAAUUCACAUGGGAUGAGGCCUGUGAAUCUGAGAACAUCCAUGGAUGCAGAGGAUAUGUAUCAAUCACAUUCGGCUAAUACUGUUAAUUUCAGUAAGCCACCUGUGCCCGAAUCUGGUGCAAAUCAUCAACCAAAGCCCCCAAAGCCACAUCAUGUCCCCCAAAGCCGAAACACAGAAACUGAAGAGUUGGCACAGUACAACAUAGUUAACAGCUGUGGAAUUCAAAUAGGGGCCUACAACUAUAUGGCAAUAAAUGAUCAGAAUUUCAAAAUAUGCAGUUAUCCAGCAAAUACUUCCUGUGGUAGUGCAGAUUACCAGAAACUGUUUGAUAGUACUGUAGCCAUCUCUGAUGUACACCUGAACCUUGUGAGAGACAACUUGGCCAAACAGUGGAAACACUGUGCCCGUAAACUGGGCUUCAGUGACCCCGAGCUGGAUGAAAUUGACCAUGACUAUGAACGGGAUGGACUCAAAGAAAAAGUUUACCAGAUGUUCCAGAGGUGGCAGAUGAAGGAAGGCAGCAAAGGGACAACUGUGGGAAAGCUGGCAAGAGCUCUCUUUGCUUGCAAGAGAAACGACCUCCUUAACAGCCUUGUAAAAAUAAGUCAGGAGUCUCAAGGAACACCCGGAGGCUGCUAACUUGAAAGACAUUUUCUACAGGAAACAUGUUUUGCUUUACAGUAUUUUGAUAGCCCAUUAUAAAUACAUCAGUGCUGCCAGAAUAAGACUUUUAGUACAAGCAGAAAAAGGAAGAUGGAUUUUUCUAUUUUAAUAGCUGUCACAUCUCGCUGAACAAUGCCAAGAAAUGUAAAGGACCCAAAUGGGUGUUUUUGGAAUAAACUGCCAGAUUGUGAAUGUAUUUGUAUAUUUUUAAUUGGAAAAGAACCCCACAAAUGGAUGUAAAGUCUGCUCUGAUCUGGUGGUUAUCAGCGACCAUUUCUCAGACCUAAAAAAAUGUGUGCGUGUAUCAUUCUUAGAAGAAUCGUCUUCUUUCCAACACAUAAAAUAAUUUGCAUGUUAUAAAGAGAAAUAAAAGAUGA
Messenger RNA from Gekko japonicus, 2637 nucleotides. RefSeq names its product receptor interacting serine/threonine kinase 1 (gene RIPK1). The coding region runs from base 173 to 2236 and encodes 687 amino acids. Gene Ontology annotation, biological process: protein phosphorylation; signal transduction. Gene Ontology annotation, molecular function: protein binding; JUN kinase kinase kinase activity; ATP binding. The transcript has 11 exons. Lineage: Eukaryota; Metazoa; Chordata; Lepidosauria; Squamata; Gekkonidae. The record is from RefSeq and is a predicted model, not a curated record.